Molecule: messenger RNA, 561 nt
Organism: Adineta ricciae
Lineage: Eukaryota; Metazoa; Rotifera; Eurotatoria; Adinetida; Adinetidae
Source: the annotation of a GenBank genome assembly
AUGGCAGCGAAACGUAUAACACCUCGUACGUUACUGCAACGAGUUUUUACAGUUACAAAACAAACAAAUGAUCAGCAAACAUCAACUAAUCUAACUGUUCCUUUGUAUGGCAAAAAUUGGCAACGAGAAAUUAGUACAACAUAUUCGGAUGUUACUUCAACUGUUCCGAUACUUCUAAUGCCAACGUAUGCUCUUGGUCCACAGAAAAAGUUCGAUUUUUGUCGUGCACAAAAAAUUCUGCAAUUAGAACUGAAUCGGCGCUGUAAUCGAGUACCAAAAAGUAUUCGAUAUGAACCGAAAUUAUGUGUCGAUCUUGCACGAGAUUUGGCUCAUCAAUUACGACGCGUUCUCAAACCGGAGUACUUGAGUACUCCACGAUAUAAAAUUAUUGUCGUUGUAUCAAUUGUGCAAGCAGCACCGAAUCGACAGAUACAUCAAGAGAUAACAAUUGCAUCAAGAUGUUUAUGGGAUCGAGACACGGAUGGAUCACUUACUGUUCGAACGAAUUUCGGUCGUGACAUGAUUGCUGUUGCCACAGCAUUUAUCGUCUAUACAGAAUAA